GCCUGCUGGGAGCUUGCUUAUCUCACUGCAGCUGUGCACCUUCAUGCAGCAGCGGGACGAGGAGAGGAGAGAAGAGAGGAAGAGGAGAGCGGUUCACCUCGCCGACAGGUUCGGGCUCAGAGAUGGGAGAGGAGCGGCCGCUGCUCAGGCUAUGACACGGACACACCGGGCGGGAAGGAUGGCUCUCACCAGCCGGGAAAUGUUGUGCUUGAUCGGAACCGCCUGCCUCUGGCUGCCGUUGUUCGCGGAGGUGGUGGCGGAGGACAGUUACUUAAACGAGGUGCAGAACUCAGUGCCUCUGUCCUGCUCUGAAGGAUUCACAGAGUUGGGGUACUACAAUGGCACCGUGUCUCAGACGGACUCUGGCGCCCCCUGUCUGAAGUGGACCGAGUUCCCGGACUACGUUAUGCAGUACCCGGGCCGAGGGCUGGGCGACCACAGCUACUGCAGGAACCCAGACCGGGAGUCCAACCCCUGGUGCUUCUUCAGGCAAAACUCUGGAGCCAUCGGAUGGGCCUACUGCGACUGCCACCAGGGCGCAGCUCGUCUGGUUGGCAGCUCGUCCUCCGGCAGUGGGCGCGUCGAGGUCUACCUGAACGGUCAGUGGGGGGCGGUGUGCGACUCCCACUGGUCCGACCGAGACGCCAGUGUGGUCUGCAGACAGCUGGGCCUCGGUGAAAUCGGCACGGCCCUGCAGCACUCCCAGUUCGGCUCCGGCUCGGGCCUCUUCCACUACGAGCGCCUGGGUUGCCGUGGCGACGAGAACAGUGUGAGUAAGUGCCGGAGCAGGACGUUCGUCACCGGCGACUGUAGCCAUGGAAACGAGGCGGCAGUGGUGUGCGCGGCGCCGGAAGGCAGCGGGCCUCCCCUGCGACUGGUCGGAGGCGAGGAGGACUUUGAAGGUCGCGUGGAGGUGUUCCACGCCGGAAGGUGGGGCUCCGUCUGCGACGACCAGUGGGACGACAGAGACGCCGAGGUGGUGUGCAGACAGCUGGGCUUCGGUGGCGUGGCGAAGGCCUGGUCCUGGGCUCACUUCGGUCAGGGUUCCGGCCCGAUCCUGCUCGAUGCCGUGAAGUGCACCGGGAACGAGCUCUUCCUGGAUCAGUGUCCCCACGGCGACUGGGAGCAGCACAACUGUGACCACAUGGAGGACGCCGGGGUCUCCUGCAGCCCGUAUACAGACGGAGUGGUGCGCCUGGUGGGUGGAGACAGUCCCUGGGAGGGUCGGGUGGAGGUCUUCCACAACGGCGACUGGGGGACGGUGUGUGACGACAACUGGUCCCAGCAGCACGCAGAGGUGGUCUGCAGACAGCUGGGCUACAGGGGUCACGCUGAGGUCGUAGCCGACGGGGCGUUCGGCGAGGGCGUCGGUCUGAUCCUCCUGGACGACGUCCACUGUGAGGGGUCUGAGACGUCCCUGCUGGACUGCCGCCACGGGAUCUGGGGCCGGACCGACUGCGCCCACACCGAGGACGUCGGCGUCCGUUGCCGGGGUCGAUCCAGCCAGGAGACCAACGAGGUGCCGGUCAUCGCACCUUCCACAGGUCCCCUGGUGCGUCUGGUGGGCGGCAGCAGCAGAAAGGAGGGUCGGGUCGAGGUCUAUCUCCAUGGCGACUGGGGAAGUAUUUGUGACUCGGGCUGGAACGACCUGAACGCGGUCGUGGUGUGCAGACAGCUCGGACACAGCGGUGGAGCAGUAGCAGCCCGAGGGUUCGGUCAGGGGAAAGGGCCCAUCCACCUGGACCAGGUGAGGUGCACGGGGAAGGAGGAGUUCCUGGGGGAGUGCCCCUCUCUGGGCCAGAGCAUCCAGGGCUGCAGGCGCAGGCAGGACGCGGGGGUGAAGUGCGACGUCGCGCCUCGCCAGGAGGCAGCGGCGCAGGUCAAACCUCAAGAGCUGAGCUGCGGGCUGAGGAAGCUGGUGGAGGAGGAGGGCAAGAGGAAGAACCAGGGGGAGGAGAACAUGCUCAGGACCACGUGGCCGUGGCAGGUGUCGGUGUGGCUUCAGUCUCAAGACAAAGAUGGCGGCCCUCUCUGCAGCGGCACUCUGAUCAGCCCCUGCUGGGCUCUGACGUCGGCAUACUGUGUCAGCAGGUUUGGCAGCGACCCGUCCAGGUACGUGGUGCGUGUCGGCGCUUCGGAGCAGACCGUCACCCCGGAGCAGGUGGUGGUUCACAGGAAGUUCAAGGGUCAGAGCGGAGGUCACGAUCUGGCUUUGUUGAGGCUGCCCAACAGCAAAGGUCACUGUCUGACCUUCGACCCCAACACCAACGCAGCAUGCCUCCCUCCCGCAGACAGAGCCUCAGGUGGAAGCACUCCAUCUUCCUGUGUUGUCAUGGUUACCGCUGGCUGGACAGGAGCAGACUCCGUUCUUGCAUCCUGGGUCCCUCUGAUGUCGUCAUGGCAGUGUAAGAAGCGCUAUGGCGACAGCUUCUCCAGCCACGGCACCCUGUGCGCCGGCAGUCCUCCCGACACCAGCCUCCUCCAUGACGACAGUUGUCAGGGCAACUCCGGCGGCGGCCUGGUGUGUCAGGAGGAGACGGGUCGCUGGGUCCUCACUGGGGUCGUCGCCGGGGGCUACGGCUGCAGCGACCCUUCCUCGCCCUCGCUGUACACGCGAGUCAGCCGCUUCAGGAGCUGGAUCAACGAGGUCAUCGGCACACGUGCCGAAGAGCCGCGCACACGCUCGAACACGCAGGACGAUCUGACACACAAAGACCUGACGCACACACACGAGGAACACGAGGAAAAAUACCUCCACGCGCACGGCAAGCUCAAACACACGCAUGAUCAGCAGGAAACAAACGAAAUCAGCGACAUCACACACGCCCAUCACUCACACGCCAGUCAGCACGCUCACACUAAAAGCACACACGCCCACCGCGAGGCCGACACGAACACACAAAUUCUGGUCUGAUCGAGGCCGCGCCAUUGGCUUACCAUCUGUGCCAUGUGACCGCCCGAGGAGGGAGUGUUAAAGGAAAGUCAAAAGUUAACUUUACCAGUAAAAGAAAAGAGAGAUGCUCCUAACUUAAGUCAGUACAAACGGCCGUCUCUGUGCUCAUUUCAAAUCUCAGUGUUGUGAAUCCCGAGUGUUUUAUCCGUUGGACGAGUACAGCAGUGUGGGCAGACCUCCCCGAGCUGCCAGGAUGACAGAGCGAGUGUGUGGGUGAUUUUUCUUUUUUUUUUUUUUGGUGCUUUUAAAUGUGAGCUGCAGCCCGCUGAGAGGCAGAGCGAUGACUGAUGGGUCGGCAACAUUUAGGUCGAGCCUGGCAUGCCGAUCAGGGGGCCUCUCACCAGUACUGAAAAUCAAAAAAAAAAAAAAAAAAAAAUCAGCAUGGCAUGUAUUUAAAGGACAAUAGUGUUAGCAUAAAAACAUUCGGGGCGGGUGGGGGGAGAUGGUCACACAAGAAUCUAUGCUAAAAUUCACCUAUUAACGUGCGUCUUCUGUGCGACUAACCACCAGAACAUCUAGGAUUAAGGCUGAUUGUGUAUCAUCAUCGUCCCUCUGCGACUACUAAUACAGAUAAACUCCUUCAUCGGGCGACGCUCGUCCCGAGUUUUGAUAAAUAUUCAGACGUGGGUGAUGUUGCUUUUAUUCAAACAGGGCUGUUAACUUAUAACCUUUACUGGACCCAAGACUAAGCUAUGUGACUUAGGAUCAUACCGGCGAUUUUUCAUGUCUAACCACUGCUGACUACUGUAAGUCCUAAAGCUCAUGAUGACAUCCUGAAGGGUGCAAAGUGCAAAUGAAGGGAAACGGCGUCUUUGGAAGGUCUGAAUAAAUAAAUACAGGAAGCAAUCAGGAAGUCAAAAUGAUGGAGACACACGUCAGAAGUAAUAAAGGUGCUCCUGUGCCUUUGCAUUCAAGUACAGACGGAGUAAGUGGCGUCUCUCGGAGGUCAAAAACAAACCAUGAAUAAACACAGAAAAAAAAUCAGGACGUUGAAAUAAUGAAAUCCAAAAGGAUCCUCCAGAUAGAAACCAAUAAUGUUGCAAAAGCUUUCCUUCAUCGAUACACAUCUGGUCACCUAAUCAGCCGUGUUCAUGUAAUAUAUGAUGUUAAUAAAUAGAUCAGCUGGAAGCAUCAAAUUUAACCUUCACUGUUGGCUUAUUGGAAACAGAACUCGACCUGAAAUAAAAACUUUAUUACUAACUCACAUUUAUAAUGGAAGGCUUUUUAUUUAGACACUCAUCGUUAACUUCUUGAGAGAUUUCUCACAACCUGGCAACCCAAACGUUGUUAGUGGCUUACAGUUGAGCUAUAAAGUGAUCAUUUAUCAAUAAGUAAUCAUAAUAUGAAAGCCUGCAAUUAGACCUGCAGGAUGCCGAGAGCUCGACGCGAUCUUCCCUUUUUGCCCUCUUGAAUCUUCUUCAGUGCCGCUUCGAAACCAUGGCAGGAAGCUUUUUUUUUUUUUUUUUUGCAGAUAUGAAAAUCAAUGAGCCGACUCUUGAAACUUAGCAGAACAGGUCAUAAUAAAUGUAGAACCUGCAUUUAUUUUGCCAAAGCCACAUGAUUGUUAAGAGGUUUGCUUCUUUUCCGGAUCAAUUAAACUGCUCUGCCCGACAACAGUAAUGGUUUUAAGAGGCUGCCCAUUGAUUUUCUAUUCUAAAGUGAGAAGCUGCGGAAACAGAAACCACCUAGGACAAAAAAACACACUCCAACUACAGUUCAGUCAGCAGUUACAUCAUGUGUAGAUAAUUUCUUGUAUUUAAGGAGCUAAAAACAUGCAAAAAAACCCCCAAACAAACAAAAAAAAAACACCGGUAUGUUCCUUUAAAACUGUACAGGACUCUUCUCCUUUCAAAGCCAUCGGUCGUGAAAUAUCUUUUUGUACUGAUUCCAGCAGGCGGCUCUAGAUAGAUAGCUAGAUAAAUAGAUAGAUGGAUAGACAGCUGCUCCUCCUGAGUUUAGAUAGUAUGUGUGCCGCGUCAUUCUUGACUGAACUAGAUAGCCGAACUCUUGAACUCUAAGUGUCGUCCGUUCCGUUGUACUCCGAGCAGACGCGCAAUCUGACCACAAGAUGGCGACGUCGCUCUAUUUUCACAGGGCCGGCGUUCGUCCGGGACAGCGAGGCCCUGAUGGUUCUUUUUGUUUUUUAUACUGUUGCUCCUCUAAGUGUUCGGACUUGACUUGUGCUUUUGAUGUGCCGUGAACCAUUGUGUCGUGAAAAGCAUCCUGUAACCUGCAACUGCUGUUUUUCUUUUUUUUCUUUUUUGUUUCCUCCUCCUCCUCCUCCGACAUGGACCUGUCCCCCUGCCUGUUGUUAUAACCCUGUACAUAAAACUUGAUCCUGUCACUGCUCCCUCCUACCUGAGAGUUGAUGUUCUAUCAUGCAGAUGCCUGUAGGUUGAUGUAGAUACUGUAUGUCUGUGGCUGGACGCCGCGGAGGGGGGGAAGCAGUGCGAAGCGUUCAAAGGCUUCAGCCGCGUCAAACCCCCUCAGCUGUUCCUCGGUGUAAUGUGCUGAAUCAUGGUUGAGUAUUAAAACAUAUACCUGGUGAGAACAAG
Molecule: messenger RNA, 5508 nt
Organism: Acanthopagrus latus (yellowfin seabream)
Lineage: Eukaryota; Metazoa; Chordata; Actinopteri; Spariformes; Sparidae
Product: neurotrypsin-like
Exons: 15
Coding region: 44-2914 (956 amino acids)
Biological process (GO): proteolysis
Cellular component (GO): membrane
Molecular function (GO): serine-type endopeptidase activity
Source: RefSeq, a predicted model, not a curated record